Cygnus atratus (black swan) is the source of this 1254-nucleotide messenger RNA. RefSeq names its product opioid receptor mu 1 (gene OPRM1). Lineage: Eukaryota; Metazoa; Chordata; Aves; Anseriformes; Anatidae. Gene Ontology annotation, biological process: neuropeptide signaling pathway; G protein-coupled opioid receptor signaling pathway; sensory perception of pain. Gene Ontology annotation, cellular component: neuron projection; membrane. Bases 1 to 1254 code for a protein of 417 amino acids. The transcript has 4 exons. The record is from RefSeq and is a predicted model, not a curated record. Gene Ontology annotation, molecular function: neuropeptide binding; beta-endorphin receptor activity; G-protein alpha-subunit binding.
AUGGCCGUCGCCUACCUGCUGGGCAACGGCUCGGCGCCGCUCCUGGCCGGCGCCCUGGAGGACCCGUUCGUCGCCAACGCCUCGGCCGCCGCCUGCCGCCCCUCGGCGCCGCCCUGCGCGGCCGCCCCGCCGGGCUCCUGGGGGAACGGCUCGGCGGCGGCGGGCUGGAACCGCUCCGAGCCCUGCGGCGGAGCCAACGGCAGCGCGGGGGGCGGCGGGCCCUGCGCCCCCGCGGGCGGGGGGCCCUCGGUGGUCACGGCCAUCGCCAUCAUGGCCCUGUACUCCGUGGUGUGCGUCGUGGGGCUCUUCGGCAACUUCUUGGUCAUGUAUGUCAUCGUCAGGUACACGAAAAUGAAGACUGCCACCAAUAUCUAUAUUUUCAAUCUUGCAUUGGCAGAUGCAUUAGCAACAAGUACUCUGCCAUUCCAGAGCGUGAAUUAUUUGAUGGGAACAUGGCCAUUUGGUACAAUCCUUUGUAAGAUUGUUAUAUCCAUAGACUACUACAAUAUGUUCACCAGUAUCUUUACGCUCUGCACCAUGAGUGUGGAUCGCUAUGUAGCUGUCUGCCACCCAGUUAAGGCCCUUGAUUUCCGUACCCCCAGAAAUGCCAAAAUUGUUAAUGUCUGCAACUGGAUUCUUUCUUCUGCCAUUGGCCUGCCAGUUAUGUUCAUGGCAACUACUAAAUACAGGCACGGCUCUAUUGACUGCACACUUAAGUUCUCCCACCCUGCUUGGUACUGGGAGAACCUCUUGAAAAUCUGUGUGUUCAUCUUUGCCUUCAUCAUGCCAGUCCUGAUCAUUACUGUGUGCUAUGGGCUGAUGAUUUUACGCCUGAAGAGUGUUCGCAUGUUAUCUGGCUCUAAGGAGAAGGACAGGAACCUGCGGAGAAUCACGAGGAUGGUUCUCGUAGUGGUGGCAGUGUUUAUCGUCUGCUGGACUCCCAUCCACAUUUAUGUCAUCGUUAAAGCCCUGGUCAACAUCCCAGAAACUACUUUCCAGACUGUCUCCUGGCACUUCUGCAUUGCUCUAGGGUAUACAAAUAGUUGCCUUAAUCCAGUCCUGUAUGCAUUUCUAGAUGAGAAUUUCAAAAGGUGUUUCAGAGAGUUCUGCAUCCCCACCUCCUCAACCAUUGAGCAGCAAAACUCCACCCGAGUCCGACAAAACACUCGUGACCAUGCUUCCACUGCCAACACUGUGGACAGGACUAACCAUCAGUUGGAACUCCAAGAAGCUGAAACCACCCCACUGCCGUGA